Apaloderma vittatum (bar-tailed trogon) is the source of this 8355-nucleotide messenger RNA. RefSeq names its product sushi, von Willebrand factor type A, EGF and pentraxin domain containing 1 (gene SVEP1). The annotation marks the transcript as partial. The transcript has 36 exons. The record is from RefSeq and is a predicted model, not a curated record. Gene Ontology annotation, molecular function: calcium ion binding. NCBI's taxonomy places the organism in Eukaryota, Metazoa, Chordata, Aves, Trogoniformes, Trogonidae.
CCAGGUCCUUAUCCACCGAGUGGUCCAUUCAUGAAAUCCAUGUCUUUCCAACUGGGAGACCAGGAUGUCACGUGGGACAAUGCCAAAAGCCUUGCACAAGUCCAGGUCCCAUCAUUCUGUAAUCAUGUUGAUGAUAUUGACUGCAGAUUGGAAGAUCAGACACAGAAACAUUGCUUGGAAUAUAAUUACGAUUACGAGAAUGGAUUUGCCAUAGGACCUGCUGGCUGGGGGACAGCAAAUCAGCUGGAUUAUUCCUACGAUGAUUUUGUUCAUGCAGCACAAGAAGGAGACUUAGCCAGGCAUCUCUCUGCCUCUGUACAGGCAGCACCUGCUCGAGUCAAAAGGCAUAAGCUGAAUGUUCCAAUGACUGACCACAAAAUCAAGUUAAUAUUUAACAUCACAGCUAGCGUGCCACUGCCUGAUGAAAGGAAUGAUACAUUGGAACUGGAAAAUCAGCGACGGCUCCUUAAAACUCUGGAGACCAUUACAAACAGGCUGAAUAGGACUCUCAAUAAGGAACCCAUGUAUUCUUUUCAGUUUGCAUCUGAACUCAUUGUAGCUGACAGCAACUCAUUGGAGACUGAGAAGGCCUUUCUUUUCUGCAGGCCUGGCUCUGUGCUGAGGGGGAGAAUGUGUGUUAACUGCCCUUUGGGUACCUAUUACUCCCUGGAGCAUCAUACCUGUGAAAGCUGCUGGACUGGAUCCUACCAAGAUGAGGAAGGGCAGCUGGAAUGCAAAAGUUGUCCAUCUGGUAGCUAUACUGAGUAUCUACACUCUAGGAGCAUCUCUGAAUGCAAAGCUCAGUGCAAGCAGGGAACAUAUUCACCUAAUGGUCUCGAGACCUGUGAAACAUGUCCUCUUGGCACAUAUCAACCAGCAUUUGGAUCCAGGAAUUGCAUCUCUUGCCCAGAAAACACAUCAACAGUAAAAAGAGGUGCAGUGGAUGUCUCAGCUUGUGGAGUACCGUGUCUUGCAGGCGAGUUCUCUCGAACAGGUUUGACACCCUGCUACCCUUGUCCCAGAGACUACUAUCAGCCAGACCCAGGAAAAUCCUAUUGCUUGUCUUGUCCAUUUUAUGGAACAACAACUGUCAUUGGUGCCAGAUCCAUCACAGAUUGUUCAAGUUUUGGCUCUACUUUUUCAGCGGCUGAGGAAAGUGUAAUGAUGGUACCAGCCUCUCCAGAAAAUAUUAUCAAACAGUACAAAGCCAGCAGUCAGGUCUUUCAUGAAUGUUUCCUGGAGCCAUGCCACAACAAUGGGACAUGCAAACAAUUGGGAAGUGGGUAUAUUUGCAUAUGCCCACUUGGAUAUACAGGCUUGAAAUGUGAAACAGAAGUUGAUGAGUGUAAAUCAUCUCCGUGUCACAACAGUGGAAUGUGUGAAGAUGGCAUUGGGACCUUCAUCUGCCAUUGUCAACCAGGCUAUUCAGGUCUCCUGUGUGAGGAAGAUGUAAAUGAAUGUAGCUCCAGUCCAUGUUUGAACGGAGCCCACUGUGUUGAUGGCAAGAACAGUUACCACUGCACUUGUGCAAAAGGAUUCACAGGUGCUCACUGUGAAAUGGAAGUGAAUGAAUGCCUUUCAAACCCGUGUCUUAAUAGGGCUGUUUGUGAAGAUCGAGUUGGCAGUUUCUCCUGCAAGUGCCUCCCAGGUUUUACUGGUGUUUUUUGUGAAAGAAACAUUGAUGAGUGUCUCAGCAGACCCUGCAGAAAUGGAGCUACUUGCAGAGAUGAUAUCAACAGCUUCAGGUGUCUGUGUGUGACAGGGUAUACUGGACUAAACUGUGAAGUGAACAUCAAUGAGUGUGAUUCCAGCCCCUGCUUAAACCAAGCCACCUGUGUGGAUGCCUUGAACUCGUACGUUUGUAAAUGUCCCCCUGGCUUUACAGGCAGCAGGUGUGAAACAGAACAGUCCUCUGGUUUCAAUCUUGAUUUUGAAGUCUCCGGUAUCUAUGGAUAUGUCAUGCUUGAUGGUGUUUUCCCAUCUCUUGGUGACAUCACCUGUACCUUCUGGAUGAAAUCCACUGACACCACAAACUAUGGGACUCCCAUUUCUUAUGCAGUGGAGAAUGGAAGUGAUAAUGCAUUUCUUCUGACUGAUUACAAUGGCUGGGUUCUUUAUGUAAAUGGAAAAGAGAGGAUUACAGACUGUCCUUCAGUGAAUGAUGGUAACUGGCAUCAUAUUGCAGUCACGUGGACAUGCACGGAUGGGGCGUGGAAAGUGUACAUUGAUGGAAAAUUGUCUGAUGGAGGCAGCGGGCUCUCGGUUGGCUCAAAAAUCCCUGGUGGUGGUGCACUCGUAUUGGGUCAAGAGCAAGAUCAGAAAGGAGAAGGUUUCAACCCAGCUGAAUCUUUUGUGGGUUCCAUCAGUCAGCUCAACAUUUGGGACCAUGUCCUGUCUCCGCAGCAGGUAAAAUCUCUGGCUACAUCCUGUCCUGAAGAACUCCAAAAAGGCAAUGUACUGGCCUGGCCAGAUUUCCUGCCAGGAGUUGUUGGAAGAGUGAAGAUAGAUUACAAGAGUAUAUUUUGUGCCGACUGUCCGUCUUUGCAAGGAUCCAUACCACACCUGCGGGCCUCUUCUUCUGAUUUAAAGCCAGGGUCAAAAGUGAGCCUCUCCUGUGACCCUGGCUUCCAGAUAGUGGGAAACUCUGUUCAACACUGCCUUAACCUGGGACAGUGGACACGGCCUUUCCCCCGUUGUGAAAGAAUCAGCUGUGGAGUGCCUCCACCUUUGGAAAAUGGAUAUUAUUCAGCUGAAGACUUUUUUGCUGGUAGUACCGUUACCUAUCACUGCAACAAUGGCUACUAUUUGUUGGGCGACUCCAGGAUGUUGUGCCUGGACAAUGGGAGCUGGAACAGCAUUUCACCAUCUUGCCUUGAUGUUGAUGAAUGUGCAGUUGGAUCAGACUGCGAUGAGCAUGCAUCUUGUCUCAACACAAAUGGAUCCUAUGUUUGCACUUGCAUCCCUCCCUACACAGGAGAUGGUAAAAAAUGUGCAGAACCGGUGAAGUGUCGUAAUCCUGGAAAUCCAGAGCAUGGCCAUUUACAUGGGGACAUUCACAGUGUUGGCAGCGAAGUAACGUUUUCCUGUGAAGACGGAUUUAAGCUGACAGGAAAAACUAAACUUACAUGUAUGGAGUCUGGAGAAUGGAGCCACCCAGUACCAUACUGUGAAGCUAUAUCCUGUGGUGGUCCAGUUAUUCCAGAGAACAGUGCCAUUUGGGGCUCAAAUUUUACAUACCACAGCAAGGUGGUGUACAGGUGCAAUGACGGAUACAACUUAGUGGGUGAGAAGGAAAUUCUAUGCCUUGCUAGUGGUGUUUGGAAUCAUCCUCCCCCAUCUUGUGAAAUGGUGACUUGUCCUAGCCCACAGAAUAUCAGCAACGGAAAAUACACACUCACUGGCACAACCUACCUUUCCUCUGUAUCAUACACCUGUGACAAUGGAUACAGCCUUCAGGGACCUUCUGUACUUGUCUGUACAUCUUCAGGGAACUGGAACAGUACUCCUCCAGCUUGCAACAUCAUCUCUUGUGGAUCCCCUCCUGCCAUCAAAGACGCAGUCAUCAAUGGAAAUAACUUUACUUUUGGAAACACGGUCUCUUACAUGUGUAAGGAAGGUUACACAUUAGUUGGCCCUGCAACCAUAGAGUGCUUAGCCAGCGGCAAGUGGAGUGUGAGCCACCAGCAGUGCCUGGCAGUAUCCUGUGAUGAACCACCCCAUGUAGAGAAUGCAUCACCAGAGAGUGGCCACCGCCUCUUUGGUGAUGUGGCUUAUUACUUCUGCUCAGAUGGCUACAGCCUGGCUGAUAACUCUCAGCUGCUUUGCAAUGCAGAAGGGAAGUGGGUGCCUCCAGAGGGCAGGGAGAUGCCCCACUGCAUAGCUGAUUUUUGUGAAAAACCAUCCACUGUCUCAUAUAGCAUCCUGGAGUCCAUUAGUAAAGCCAGGUUUGCGGCUGGCUCCAUUGUGAGCUUCAAGUGCAUGGAAGGCUUUGUGUUGAACACUUCAGCCAAGAUCGAGUGCCUUCGAGGGGGCCAGUGGAAUCCUUCUCCUUUGAGCAUCCAGUGUAUCCCCGUUCGCUGCGGAGAACCUCCCCACAUUAGCAAUGGUUAUGCUAGUGGGGCCAACUACAGCUUUGGAGCAGUGGUGGCUUACAGCUGCAACAAGGGCUUCUACAUCAAGGGAGAGAAGAAGCGGACCUGUGAGGCCACUGGCAACUGGAGUGGCAGUCUGCCCACUUGCCACCCAGUGUCCUGUGGAGAACCACCACAGCUUGAGAAUGGCUUUAUUAAGGGAACAACUGGACGCUUCUUUGAGAAUCAGGCAAAUUAUCAGUGUGAGUCUGGCUACCAGAUGGUUGGGAGCUCAGUGUUUAUCUGCCAAGCCAAUCGACAAUGGUACAGUGAAUCACCUCCUUCCUGUGUUCCCCUCAGCUGUGGAAAACCACCACCCAUCCAGCAUGGCUACUCCAAGGGAGAAAUGUUUGACAUGGGCUCCAAAGUUGAAUUCUUCUGUGAUGAAGGCUAUGAGCUGAUUGGAGACAUUUCUUGGACAUGUCAAAAGUCUGGGAAAUGGAAUAAAAAACAAAGCCCCAAGUGUGUGCCAACAAAAUGUCCAGAACCACCCUUGGCAGAAAACCAGCUUGUCUUGAGGGAAAUGGCUUACCAAGUCGGUGUUGUACAGUUUUCCUGCAAAGAAGGUUAUGUUUUGCAUGGCUCCUCUGUACUGAAAUGCUUGCCUUCCCAACAGUGGAAUGAUUCCUUCCCCUUCUGCAAAGUUGUGCAGUGUCCUGCACCUCCGUACAUCCCCUUUGGUGACCCCUUGACUUCAUCCCUUCAUUUUGGCAGUACUGUGAAAUAUAUCUGUGUGGAUGGAUUUUUACUGAAGGGUGAGUCUACCAUCAGAUGCCAGGCUGAUGGCUUAUGGAGCUUGCCUUUACCAGAAUGUAUUCCAGUGGAGUGCCCCCAACCAGAAGAAAUUCAGAAUGGCAUUGUUGAUGUGCAGGGCCUCACCUUCCUUAGCACAGCGCUCUAUACAUGUAAACCAGGCUUUGAACUGGUAGGGAAUACAACUAUCCUUUGUGGAGAAGAUGGCCAGUGGCUUGGAGGAAGGCCGGCUUGCAAACCUAUUCAAUGCCCAAGGCCUAAGAAGAUCCUCAAUGGCAAAUACUCAUUCACAAACUUUCAUUAUGGGCAGACUGUUAGGUAUUCCUGUGACAGAGGUUUCCAGCUCCAAGGGGAGGAAACACUGAGAUGCCUAGAGACAGGAGAGUGGAGUACAGAGGUUCCCUCCUGCAAAGCUAUAAAUUGCCCACCCCCUCAGCCCAUCGAGAAUGGCUUUGUGGAGGGUGCAGAUUAUAGCUAUGGAGCCAUGGUAAUUUACAGCUGUGUACCAGGCUUCCAGCUGUCCGGCCUUGCCAUGCAGACCUGUGAAGAAUCGGGCUGGUCUAGCUCCACGCCAACCUGCCUCCCCACGGACUGUGGCCUGCCUCCUCACAUUGACUUUGGGGAGUACAUGCAGGUGAGACAGGGGGAAAAACGUUCUGACCAGGAGAGUGUUACAGAGAAUCCCUCAGUUUCACAUACGCUACUGGCUGACAGUUUGAAAGACUUGAAAAGUUCCCUGAGAGAGGACAAUGCAAUGCAGCUCACCACUUUCCUAUUUGGAACUAUCAUUUUAUACACAUGUUACUCUGGCUAUGAGCUGCUUGGAAACCCUGUUCUAGCUUGCCAGGAAGAUGGGGCUUGGAAUGGCACUGCCCCCACCUGCAUUUCGAUAGAGUGCACCUUGCUGUCACCCCCAGAGAACGGCUUUAUACAUUUCACUGAGAACACACUCGGUAGCAUGGUGCAGUACACCUGUAAGCCAGGGUUCACACUUAUUGGCUCCAGCACACGACUGUGUUUGCCAAGUCGGCAGUGGAGUAACACUGCUCCAUACUGCGAAGCAAUAACGUGCAGCUCGCCUACCCAGCUUAUGAAUGGGAACAUAAGAGCGGAAAACUACACAUAUGGAAGUGUUGUCUACUAUGAGUGUGAUCCUGGAUACCAGUUAAAUGGCCCCACACAGAGGAGAUGCCAAGAGAACCAGAAAUGGGAUGGCAGUGAACCAAUUUGCAUUCCUGUUUCCUGCAGCCCACCACCAGUUUUGGAGAAUGGUCAGGUGGCUGGAGAGGAGUACACAUUCCAGAAACGUACAGAGUACAGCUGCAAUGAAGGCUUCCUGUUAGAUGGGAACAGGAGUAGAGUCUGCCUUGCAAAUGGAAGCUGGAGUGGAAUCGCUCCAGUUUGCAAAGCCGUGACCUGCCCUGUGCCACUGCCUCUUCCCAAUGGGACAACUAGUGGCUCAGAUUUUGGCUUUAAGAAGGAAGUACACUAUCACUGCAACGAAGGGUAUAGCCUGCAAGGAGUGUCUACACUUACCUGUCAGAGUGAUGGUACCUGGGAUUCAGAAGCUCCACACUGUGAGCCAGUCGUUUGUGGACCUCCUGAAGACAUCUCCCAUGGCUUUCUGAAUGGCUCAGGCUUUACCUAUGGAGAGUUUUCCCAGUACGUGUGUUUCCCUGGGUAUGAGCUGCAUGGCAAUCCUUUACGGCAAUGUUUGUCCAAUGGCUCCUGGAGUGGAAGCCUUCCAUCUUGCCUACCCUGUCUGUGUCCUAGACCACAGAUUCAGAAUGGAGUUGUUCUUGGUACAGAUUUCAGCUGUGGAAACAGUGCCCAGUUUCAGUGCCUGGAGGGCUUCAAGCUGCUUGGGCCUUCUGAAGUCACCUGUGAGGCAGCUGGCAAGUGGAGUUCUGGGUUUCCUCGCUGUGGGCAGAUUUCCUGUGGCUCUCCACCCAUCAUCCCUAACACAUUUAUCAAUGGGAGCAGUUCUGCAGAUGAGAACACCAUCAUCUAUACCUGCUUGACAGGUUAUGUCAUGCGGGGGAGUCCGGAACUGACGUGUGUGGAGACUGGUUUCUGGAAGAAGCCAUAUCCAAGUUGUGAGCUGUUAAGCUGUGGCCCACCACCUUCUGUCCCAAAUGCAGAGGUUCUUGGGAACACUUACACGUAUGGUAGCAAGGUCCAGUACAGAUGCCUGGAGGGCUACACAAUGGUGACAGAGGUGGAUGUAUGCAUUUGCCAGGAAGACGGACACUGGUCUCCUCAAGGCAUUUCCUGUUGCCCCAGAAAGUGUCCCCUCCCAGGAAAUAUCACCAAUGUAAUCGUACUUGGGGACAACUUCACUGUGAACACAAACAUAACUUUAUCGUGUGUAAAAGGCUACACUUUGGUGGGCGCAAGCAUGUCUACAUGCAAGGAGAGUGGCAUUUGGAUACCAACAUUUUCUGAUGACAUCUGCGUUCCUGUGUCCUGUGGGACCCCAGAGUCUCCAGAAGAUGGAUUUGUGGUUGGCACUAAAUACAAUUACAAAGACGUGGUUCUUUAUAAAUGUGGUUCUGGCUAUGAACUACAAGGUGAUGCAGAACGGACUUGCCAAGAAAACAAGCUUUGGAGUGGCACAAUGCCGGUGUGCAGAAAGACCAGAUGCAAAGUUCCAGUUUCUUUGCUGAAUGGGAAGGCGAUUUAUGAAAACAAUACAGUUGGCAGUACAAUAGCGUAUUUCUGCGAGAGGGGGUACAGCUUGGAAGGGGAACCUGCAGCAGAGUGCACAAGAGAUGGAAGAUGGAGUAAUCCCUUGCCUCUCUGUAAACCAAACCCUUGUCCUGUGCCUUUCAUAAUCCCAGAGAAUGCCCUUCUGUCUGAGGUGGAUUUUUAUGUCGGUCAGAAUGUAUCCAUCAGGUGCAGGGAAGGCUACCAGCUGAAAGGGCAGUCUGUGAUCACCUGUAAUGCUGAUGAGACAUGGACUCCAGCAACAGCUAAGUGUGAAAAGAUAUCUUGCGGCCCUCCAGCUCACACAGAAAAUGCUCUGAUUCGUGGUAGCUUCUACCAGUAUGGAGACAUGAUCACCUAUUCAUGCUACAGUGGGUACAUGCUGGAAGGACCCCUACGAAGCAUUUGCUUAGAAAAUGGAACUUGGACAACACCACCUACCUGCAAAGCUGUCUGUCGGUUCCCAUGUCAGAAUGGUGGCAUCUGUGAGCGGCCAAAUGCCUGCUCGUGUCCAGAUGGCUGGAUGGGUCGUCUCUGUGAGGAACCAAUAUGCAUCCUGCCGUGUCUCAAUGGAGGUCGUUGUGUGGCCCCUUACCAAUGUGACUGCCCCCCUGGAUGGACUGGAUCACGCUGCCAUAUAGCUGUUUGCCAGUUGCCUUGCUUAAAUGGUGGGAAGUGCAUACGACCAAAUCGGUGCUAUUGUCCCUUGUCAUGGACUGGACAUGACUGCUCGAGGAAACGAAAGGCUGGAUUCUAUCCUUUUUAA